GUCACAUUGAAGAACACGUACUUUCAUUAUUCUGAGAGAGCGCAUCGGUUACAAAUUUGGGUACGCUUGGAUAACACUAUGAACCCGCGCCCCAAGUGACAGAGCAGGUAGCCAAGUGACCCUGGAUAACCGUGGGUUAUGUUCGUUUGUGUACACUGCGACGGGAAGAAGCAACAGGAGCGGAUUCCUUGCAGAAGAGUUUGCCCGGUGGCAAAAAAACCGCCCCUGGAAUCACAAGUAUGAUCGAGGUGCUGUGCCUGCUUCUAAGCAGGAUUUUGCUACUCCUCAUUGGCGGCUACGAGCUGAUUUGGCGGUUUCGAGAGCAUCUAAAUGCACUGGUGGUCAGGUGGUCAUAUGACCUUUGGCGCAGCGGAACGGCACGUGAGCAUCAUGAACGUCGUGUGCUCGCGGAAUGCCGUUCUCAGUUGACUAAGACGCCUCAGCAUCUGGUCCUGGUCAUCUCACCGAUGGACACCAACGUUGAUUCAGUGCUCCUAAGGAAGAUCUUUGAUUUUGCCUUGGACAUGGGUAUAAAACAUGUCAGUUUGUAUGACAGACGAACAAAAGGCAAGGGCUACGUGGAGCUAACCGCACUUUGUCGGUCAUCCAACGAGGAUCAAGGCAGCUGCUUAAAGUGGCCGCCCAGUCCAAUUCCUUGCAAAGCAGAGAAUCAGCCCAAAAACGGUCAAAAGACAAAUGGUUAUGUGAACGGUGCCAACGGCUCAUAUUCCCCUCAACUGCAGCUAUAUCAAAUCAGCGCCUCCGAUGGCCAUGCCCUAAUCGCCGACGUCUGUCGGGAGUUGUACGAGGGCAGAGAGACGCCGAUGGUGCAAAAUCUACUUAAGCAAAAGCGCGAAGCGCUAACAGAGCAGAUUACAGGCAUGCUGAACAAGCGACUUGGCUUUGAUGCCCCGGAUCCAGAUUUGGGCAUUGUGUUUGCCCGACAGACAUGCACCUACGGUCUGUUACCCUGGCAUGUGAGGUUCACGGAGUUUCACACGCAUCCCAGCGGACGCCAUUUCGACGUGGAAACGUUCGCCAAUAUCCUGAGCAAGUACUCUCGGUGCGAACAACGAUGGGGCACGUAGACACCCUGUUCUGAGUGGGAAACGAUACCCUUAUAUUAACUAGUUACCUUAACUAUAUGUAAAUUAUCGCCAGAAAUUCCUUUUAGUUUGUAAGAAUAAACCACAAAAGUGUAUUGUUCAUAA
Drosophila eugracilis is the source of this 1211-nucleotide messenger RNA. RefSeq names its product dehydrodolichyl diphosphate synthase complex subunit NUS1 (gene Tango14). Gene Ontology annotation, cellular component: dehydrodolichyl diphosphate synthase complex; endoplasmic reticulum membrane. Lineage: Eukaryota; Metazoa; Arthropoda; Insecta; Diptera; Drosophilidae. The transcript is spliced from 3 exons. Bases 240 to 1088 code for a protein of 282 amino acids. Gene Ontology annotation, molecular function: ditrans,polycis-polyprenyl diphosphate synthase [(2E,6E)-farnesyl diphosphate specific] activity. The record is from RefSeq and is a predicted model, not a curated record.